This is a messenger RNA of Drosophila miranda, 754 nucleotides long. It is a transcript of the gene DCTN6-p27, whose product is annotated as dynactin subunit 6. Gene Ontology annotation, biological process: mitotic spindle organization. The coding region runs from base 127 to 684 and encodes 185 amino acids. Gene Ontology annotation, molecular function: dynein complex binding. The transcript has 2 exons. Gene Ontology annotation, cellular component: dynactin complex. The record is from RefSeq and is a predicted model, not a curated record. Lineage: Eukaryota; Metazoa; Arthropoda; Insecta; Diptera; Drosophilidae.
UAGGUUUAUUGCAUUGGCUUGUAACUUAUUUUGUAUCCUUACCUCAACAAAAUUAUGAUCAGAUAUAUCGCACGAUGAUAUCGAUAGCUGAGAAAAACAAACAAAUUGGAAAACAAAACGCGAAAAAUGCCCUCUGAAAACAGCAUUAAGGUAAUGCCCAAGGCAGUGGUUUGCGAGGAGAGCAACCUCCGCGGUGACAUCACCUUCUCUGCUGGCUGCGUUGUACACCCCAGUGCAACGGUCUUCGCAGAGGCUGGGCCCAUCAUCAUUGGGGAGAACUGCAUUCUGGAGGAGUACACCACCAUCGCCCACCGGCUGCAGGCUGGUGCCAGAUGGGAUGCCAACAACAUCCUCAGUAUUGGAACACACAACGUCUUUGAGGUGGGCUGCACGGUGGAGGCGACCCGCAUCGGGGAUAAGAACGUUUUCGAGAGCAAGUGCUAUGUGGGCCCGGGCGUUACCGUGCCAAGCGGCUGCGUGAUUGGGGCCGGCAUACGGAUGCACACGGCCCAGCUGCUGCCGGAAAAAACCAUCGUGUAUGGUCAGCAGGCACUGCAGCGCGAGGCGAUCGAGAAGCAGGGCUCCCAGACGCUGCAAAUCGACUUCCUCCGCAAGGUCCUGCCUAAUUACCAUCACCUGCGGAAGCCCAAUCACGACCCAAAAAAGCCGCGCAGCGUCGUUUAGAAAUCACUUAUGUACUUUCUUGUCCCACUCUGGCAUUCAUAGUAUUAAAGUUAUCCAUCUCCCUCCCAAA